Messenger RNA from Entrophospora candida, 1220 nucleotides. The record is from the annotation of a GenBank genome assembly. NCBI's taxonomy places the organism in Eukaryota, Fungi, Glomeromycota, Glomeromycetes, Entrophosporales, Entrophosporaceae.
UUUCGAUUAUUAAUGAAGCAUUAAGAUCUUAUAAUUUUCAAAUAAUAGCCAAAACCCAACGUCAAUUAACUAAGGCUAUCAAAAGAGCUCGGCAAAUGGCUCUUUUGCCUUAUACAAUAGUAGAACAAAAAUGGUAUCACUAUUUGAGCUACUCAUCAUUCGAUAUUAUAAUACUUUUCAAGAUGAAAAAAAAUAAUUCACCUGUAGCAUUAUUUGAUCCAUCCUCCUCAUUAACAUAUGGUCAUGAAAAACCACCAAUCAUAGUUGGUUUAAUAUUGGCCAGAAAUGAUCGUGAAAUCACAGUAUUUGGACCCGAAGGAGUGCCAAUCACAGUUCCCGAGCCUUAUGAAACUUACAAAAGGCCAAUCGGAGGACUUUCAUUUAAAGAUGAAAUUCCAGAAUUGGCUCAAGCAGAUACCAGCAUGGAAGGUGAUGCUAUUGAACCAAGGUUGAUUGUACCAUCAACUAGUGGAAGAGAUAGAACAGCUGGUGUAGUUUUAGCUUGGUAUGACAACUGGGUCUUGGUAGCACGUUCUGAUGAUAUUGUAGUAAUCAAAAAAAUAUCCGACGGAUUGUAUAAGAAGGUACUUGAAGAAACUAAAUAUUUAAAUCUUGAUGAACUUCCCGAAGCGCAUGAAGUUGCUCCUGAUGAAUAUGAGGUUACUCCUGGUGAAUAUGAAAACUAUAAAAUAGAACUUGCUAAGUACAUAGACUACAUACGAGAGAAGUAUUCUAUAAUUCAUAAUCCAAAAAGAAGUGCUUUUAAAGAACACGAACCGAUUGGUAGAGCUGUUAAUGGACUACAAACAUUUUGGUCUUUAAAAGGAAUAUAUCAAUUGAAUAUGAACUGUGAAAAAAUCAUCAAAAGGUUUAAAAUCGAGUACAAAAAAUAUUUGGAAGCUUCACGUAAAUUGAAAUUAGAAUUGGCGCAUAAAGAAUAUUUUGAAGAAUCUCAAAGAAAUAAACAAAAAUUCAAAGAAAGGAGACACACUCUGGAUGAUUUUAAGACAGCCACAAACAAAUCAAUGGAUAAAUCCAAAUUGGAUAAAAAUAUGCAACUCUUUAGGCAAUUUGAUUGGUCCAAAUGUGAUGUGGAUUUUAAGGCAUUACCAAUAUUACAUGACAAAAAAUACAAAGAAAAAGAAGAUCAAAUCUUUUUUGAUGAUAAUAAAAGGCAAAUCACUUUAAAUAGGAACAAUUUCAUCUCUGAACGUCUCUAA